UUUUAAAAUGGGUGCCAAGAGGCAAAGCAAAAAGGAGGGAAGACACCAAUGAUCCUUAUUAUGGCGUCCCUGGAAGAUUGCUCAUAGCAACAUCUGUAAAAGGAGUAGCAUCUCCUUCCUUUCCCAUUUGAGCAGCAACUUCCCCCAUGAUGCACUCAAUAAGCUGAUGAGAUUGUCAUCUGGGAAGAAAUUGCAUGUGGGUUCGCAGUAAUAUCUGGAGUGAUUCAUUUGAUGGUCCAUGGCAUGUCUUCUUGUGUAUCUCAUUCCAACUGUUCUUUUUGGAUCAUGGUUACAGCUAAACUUGUCUCCAACCUGAGGUAUCUGAAUGGAUCCCAAUCUUUACUUGCACAAAUCUCAACCCUUCUGCAUUUGUUGUCACUGGAACCUGAAAAGCCCCCAAAUGGUUGAAAUCAACUACAAGAAUCCAAGAAAAGCACAAAUGUCAUGUACAGGAAUUGCAGGCAAUGGUAACAAUCACAUUCUGUGGGAGAAUGAUAGCCAUGAAAAAUCUCAGAAGGACCAUCACCAAAAGAGAGGAAGAUAAAGGCACGUAGAAGCAAGUAUUUAAAAUGCCAGCUGGAAGCUGCCUGAAGUGCAAAUGCCCUAUGGCACAAGAGGCUUUCUAGGAUAGUAGUGAACAUAGGCCAGUGCAUCCAUGAGUGAAGAGCUGAAGACCAAAUGAACUUAGUGGAUGAUAGAACACAAGAAGCAACAAAUAUGGAAACCUCAUAACCAUUAAUUGACAAGAUGUCAAGAACUAUAUUGGAAUAAGCCUCCUCUGUAUUCAGUCUCACGAUCCUAGAAAUCAUGCAAAUCAUUGUAGUUUCUAUUUAUUUAUUUAUUUUUAAUUCUACAAAUAUGUUCGGAUAUAAGUUGAUGCCAGUCACUCUCCUGGGUUUCCCAAAGAGAGUUGAUAUCUCACAUCGUGAAAGUUCUUGAUAUUAUGUAUAAUAAUUUCUUUUAAUUAUGUAAAUACGUUUUAAAGUUAUGAGGGUUUAUUGAGUAUAAAAUGAAAAAUAUUUAUACAAGAGGAGCAAACAUUACAAACAAAAUCAAAGAAAGAAUAGCAUUGAUGUAUACAUAUUAGAAUAUUUGAACACCUAGCUCUGUGAAAACCCCGGCCGCACCCUUGUACUAUUCCUACCCCAUUCUCAAACCAACCCCCCUAUGUUAUCCCUUGCCAGCUAAUUCUCUCACUCCUAGCCAACUGGAAGAAAUGACACUUGCCACGUUUCCUCCAGCUGGAAAAUUUUAUAUUUUGACAAAAUAUCUACUUAUAAUAUUUAAAACCCGCCCAUAUGGUUUCACAUACGUAUAGAGUAUAAUGACAAAGGUAUGUAGUACUAUUAUUUAAUAUCAAAGUUGGGUCGGUGGUCGCCCGCAAGACAGGUUUGGGGGCCAAGUUCCCCAAGAGGCAGGCCACUAGGCCAUUGCACAAGUGGGUAGUUCAACUAAAUCGAUUACUCUUCACAAUGAUGCCGAGGCAUAUAUUUUUCAUGCAACUAACCCAAAAAUUUCCAUUUAGGAAGCACUGAUCUGGCUACACAUGUUGGUAGGAGGCAGAUAAUUUGCAUGAUUUCAUGAGUGAUCAAAGCAAUUUUCUCAGGAAAAUGCAAAGAAAAAUUAAACUAGUGUACUACCCCGUACCUGCCUUCCUAACACAUGCACACCUGGGCAGUCAGCCCAUAUGUAUCCUCUAUGGUUUUCCAUUUAAACUUCCCUCCUAGAGGCGCCUUGCACUCCUUACUAUAGACUCAGUGAAGCUUAACCUUCAUGGCUAAGAUCAAGAGGAUCAUCACAACUCUACUAAGGCUCCUAGUCUUGGGUGCAGCCCUGUCUGCAACCAUUGUAAUAGUCACCAGCCGUGACUCUGCUGAGGUCUUGAACCUAUCAUUUGAUGCAAAGUAUACCAAUGCGCGGGCUUUCGUAUACUUUGCGAUCACGAAUGCAAUUGCAAGUGGAUACAGCUUCAUUGCCCUUUUUCUCUCUUUCUCAACUCCACUUUGGCGCUUAGUUUUCCUUCUUGAUGUGUUUAUGACUCUGCUACUUACUUCAAGCAUUUCUGCGGCCUUGGCCAUAGCUGAUGUGGGCAAGAAAGGGAACAGUCAUGCUGGUUGGCUACCGGUUUGUGGACAAGUUCCUAAGUUUUGUGACCAUGUCACAGGAGCUCUUAUAGCCGGUUUCAGCGCUGCUGUACUUUAUUUGGUGCUUCUUCUCUAUUCCAUUCACGCUGUCCUCAACCCUAAACCUUAGACCAGUAUACAGUCCCCAGUAUGGAUCUAUCAUGUAAUAUGUUUGCUGAUGUUCAUGACUCAACUCGGUCCCAUAUCCGAUGAAGGAUAUAUAACUAUAUAUUGCUCUUGUUAUCUGUUUGGAAACAUUGAAAAAGGUGGUCUUUAUUUUUUCUUUUGCAGAUUUACUACUCUACGUGCAUGAAUGUGAGCAAAUUGAGAAAUAGAUUGUAAGCCAACAUCCUUAAAAUUUAAAGCAUGGAUUGUAUCAAAUUACCAAUUUAUUUUAGAACUUUAAGGUUUUAGGUGACCCCGCACCAAUGUGGAUCAAUGUGAAUCAAUUACAUUAACACUAACCAUACAACCAAACUACUGUCAUGGCACGGCACAAGUGGAAAGUUGGGAGUGUUUGGAACCUGUGAAAGUUACUUUAUAUGGAAAGGCAUAUCCACAGGAUAAAAUACGAGGAUGAGAAUCGACGACCACCCAUUCAGUCUCUGCCAUCCAAUCAACUUACCCUAUCUACAUCAUCUAUAACUGAAUUCAAAUAAAUUCUUGACCUCUUUGGAACCAUGGCAUCACCCACCCACCACUGCAGAAGAUCCAGCCAAAUGUGAAACAAAGCAUCAGGAACACACAAACACCUUCAACCCAGUUGUCAAGAAGAUGAGUUGCAAAGCUCUUCUGUGUUCCACCUCUGUUUAUGAUUUUAAAAGGCUUCCAAAACUUCAGACUCAGAGGCCUCCAACAUUGCAGAUUAGGUGCUCAAAUUCGAGUCCAGACACGCCUUCAAUCACUG
Messenger RNA from Vitis vinifera (wine grape), 3030 nucleotides. Its product is annotated as CASP-like protein 1C1. NCBI's taxonomy places the organism in Eukaryota, Viridiplantae, Streptophyta, Magnoliopsida, Vitales, Vitaceae. The coding region runs from base 1774 to 2253 and encodes 159 amino acids. The transcript is spliced from 5 exons. The record is from RefSeq and is a predicted model, not a curated record.